Messenger RNA from Vitrella brassicaformis, 4577 nucleotides. The record is from the annotation of a GenBank genome assembly. NCBI's taxonomy places the organism in Eukaryota, Vitrellaceae.
CCUAAGCCCGCCUCCAGCGACAGAAGCAAUUCAAUCCCUCAUUCUGGUCCUCCACCCCACAGAAGCACGCACAAUGUCAACAUUGUCAUGUCAUGGCCCACCCCAACAAACCGCACGAUGACAAGCACACAUACGAGACGAUAAAUUUCGCACACGAACAGCACAGAAUCAAGUCAUGCGACAGGACCCAAGCGACUGCGACCCAACAGCAUAGAUACACCACGGAUUAAAGCAGGGAUUAAAACCGAGGGAUGCCUCAUGAGAAGUGAACAAAGCCCGCACAUUCAUAAAAUGCCACAAGCACCACACACAUAGCUGGCAACCAACAAGCGCACGCCCACAGAGUGAAUCCGCGCACCAUGACCAUGGCCUUUGAAAAAACCCAUCUAUCCAUGCCAGCAUGAAUAGCAUCAAAGGACUGCAUCUGGAUGGGACUGAUCCAUCCCAUAUACGCUCUCAUGAAUGGAACACUCGAAGUCAGACAGACAAACGCCCACGGAUAGAGAAGGACAGGGAGGAGACGAAGAUCCCGGCAGACAAAGAGAGCGAGAGGCAUGGCAGCCACACAGGACGGACAGCCUUGUCGCAUACAGCCACACAAGAGACCGACAGGAAGAAGCGAUCGCAGGCGACGGACAGACAGCCAGACAGCCGGACAAGCACAGUACGAAUUAGCAAACGAACAACACGUAAGGGGGAAAAGUGAGACCCCACCUUUGUGCUUUGCCUGUCUCUGCUUUGAUCCAUUCUCUUUCUCGUUGCAAGAGAGCCCAACAGAGCCCCUAGAAUACUACAACUAUCACACAGACAUGAUAAAGGCAAGCCACCAACCAACCAACCAACCAGUGCACGUCCAGCAUGAAUCCGCUCACCACAAUCCAUGACCAAGGCAUUGUACAUGUCCGACUGGCAUCGAUUGAUGGCAUCUCACACACGCUCUCACGAAUCAAACACUCGCAGUCAGACAGAGGAAUGCCCGCCCACCCACAGAGAAGGACAGAGAAGAUACGAAGAUCCCAGCAGACGAAGAGAAGGACAGAGAAGAUACGAAGAUCCCAGCAGACGAAGAGAGCGAGAGGCAUGGCAGCGGACGGACGGGUUUGUAGCAUACAGCCAUACAAGAGACCGGGAGAAGAAACGGUCCAAACACAUGCACAAAGUCCGUGAAAGGCAAUAGCCUUGCGGUCACAGCGUCACUCCGCUGUCCACGGACUCCGCUUUGCUUGGCUCGGUCCCCACAACCAUCUCUGUUUUGCUGCGAUUCGUUGCGAUGGACGGCAACACGGAAUGCAGAGCAUAACGCAGCACGAACAGAAGAAUCUUACAUAUCUGCAAGACACGCGAUCCCAUGACAGAGAUACAAUGCAGCUCUGCUGUUGUGUGCGGUAACCUGCCAUUGUGCUGAUGUACCUGGAAGAGUGAAGUCAGGAGAGACAUGAGCGUGACGGAAGGAAUGCUUUGACCGCCAGCAGAGAGCAUAACGUACGAUACCUGUACAUAUCAGCAGACAAAAUACACUUAGCGGAGAGAAACCGUGCUUUUCUUGUUGGCGCGCCCUCACCUGCAAAGCCACCUGCGGGAUGUCCUCUACAGGGAUGCACACAGUAGGAAGGACUUACAGGAAGGCUCCAUUCGUCAGUGAGGACGUAAUUACCUGCCAGUGAGAGAAGCUCGAAACCCAGCAUGCUCUUGAUGUGCAGCUGCAGCGACAUCGACUUCCACCCAAACAGAUGAGACGCAAACAAAUGCAAGACGCCCAAGUGCAUAAAGGAGCUCCCAAACAGCAGCACGAUGAUGAUCACAUUCCUGCGGUCUUGUGCGAGCUCCUCCAUCCACUUGCAAAUGUGCAGGCUCUGCCUGCUGCCGCCGCGCAGCAGGACGAUCAGCGCCAGGGAGUUCGCGAGUGUGAUGAUGAUGAGAUGCAGCAAGCCAACCCAAAACACCCAACCCAUCUCCUCAUUGUAGGAGCGGGCGACGAAAGUGACGUCGGUGAUGAAGUCCCAGAGGCUGAUGCUUGCCUGCAUGACCAGAACAAUGCUAGUUCUCCUCUCGUAAUAUACGCGGGAGAUGCAGGCGACCACGAACGAGCCAAGCAAGAGGAUGGCACCGGCGAGAAGCCAGCCGAGAGAGCUGUAGUUGAUCUCCACAGGGCAGCGAUCGCCAAACGGCACUCGAACGUUCUUCACCUCCAGAACAAACAGCGAUAGCGGUGAGAAAACGUCGCGAUAAUAGUCUGCACACACAGGCACAUUGCCUGUCGUACAUGGCUUGACUGAUGCUCUCUCAUACCUGCAUUGCACUCGAGACCCUCGGCUGCAAAGAAAGGGAAAAUGAAGGCGGACAACGGCGAGGCCAUUGCUGUCUCACCAAGCUUAUCUUGUGGGCAGAAUUUUGGACCAGAAACAGAAUGACCGCGCUCCCAUUUCUGUAUGUCAGCCCACAACCAGCACCUGCACGAAAUGUACCCACACGGAAAUCUAUAGUCCCUACUAGCAGCCAGCCCCCCUCACGUACCUGGCAUUGGUGGUGCUCCAAUAUGUGCAUCUGGGAUGUUGCUGGCAGAGAAUCUGACACCUCCUGGGUGAAAACAGCCACGUGGGGACCUCCUGCAGAAACGCGCGAAUGCACGUUAGAUACAACACACGACAGAGAUCCUUUCCACGGACACUGCGUAUGUGUCUGUCUCUCUUGUCUGUCUGUCUGUCUGUCUGUCUGCCUCGUCUCAUUGUCACCUCUAACAAAGUAGCCGAUCCCUCUUUCGUCUUCUCUCCUUUCCGAUAAAACAGUGCGUCCCUCUUUUUGGCUAUUACGAGCCUUUUGUCUGGCUCGUCACUGAUUGGCUCGUAAUAGGGUUUCUUUUUUGGUCUGUUUAUUUGACCAAACAAAGAUUUUUCGUUCUGUCUGUCUGGCAUGUUUCUUUCUCCCCUGCUCACGUGUAGCAUCCGCAGCCGGCAAUGCGAUCGUAAGAUGCUGAGAGAAAGGAAGAAGGAAGGAAGGAAGGAAGGAAAGAAAGAGAUCAUUUCAUUCUUGCUCAAUUUCUGACUAAGAGCCACUGACUGACAGAGAGCAUACAUUGUGUCACAGGGAAGUCUGGAUACGCCGAGCGAAGCAGCUCCAGCGAGGUCCACAGGUUCUGGGAUUUGAGCUUUUCCACGUCUUUCUCAGGUGGAGUGAGCAGCUCUGUGGGUGGAUCGCAGGCCCGACCAUAAAUGAACCCUGUCGUCGUCCCUAACUGACACAUCUUGAGCCCUGCACACACAUACCGCAUCCAUGUAUGUGCCCACUGUUGCCCAUCCCCCAUUUCGCAUCUCUCUGUGCUCCCUGACUCACCAUCAGGGGCAUCGUACUUGGGCAGGCUGCAGGAAAAGAAAGAAUUGUUGACGUGUGCAAUGUAUGUGAUUGGUUUCGCAGCUGACCAUGCCCAUCCUUGGCGGCCAACCCAGCUCAAGGAGAACCGAACAAAAUAGCGGCAUUCUGGAAAUUCAGCGCACUUCUGAAAGACACGCAGAUGGGAACAGCAGGCAGGCAGGCAGACACACCACCGCAUGACCACUUCCGUCUCCUCCUCCGCGCCAUACAUUGACGUACCUGCCGACACUCCUCGACCGUUAGAUUCUUGUGCAAGUACUGUUUCGUAGCGUCGUUCCUGUAGACACAAAGAAACCAAUCCGUCAGCGUGCCCAUAUACGCAUAUCCCUUUCGUCUCGCACCAGAGUGUCGCGACCUGACAUACAGACACACACACACACACGCGCGCGCGCGCAGAGGGUCCCCUGGGCGUCCUUCGCAUCUUUCUUUCUCCCUCGGCGUACAUUAUUCUGGUCACAUGGCCUGGCCUCGUCAAGGGGGCGGCAAUCCUGAGCGCCACGUCGCCCAUACGAGCCACUUCCCGCUAACACGGAGCUGACAUUGGUCAAAAGGGAGCACUCGUACUUCCUGUCCACCGACACACAAAAACACUCAGACAGACACGAGCCACGUGUCUGUCUGAGUGACUGACCAAUCGAAUGUCCACGCCAUACAGGCGGUAUUCUCUUUGCAGGCAUUUGCACACUGCUCUGGCAUCCAGACCUGCAUAUGUGACAGACGUAAUUGACAGCCUUCCCCUGCUCUGUCCCUCGCCCUAUCUGUUUGUGUGUGCGUUCACAGGCAUUCGUUCCACCUUUUGCGUACUGAUGGGAUCUGGAUCCUGCAGAAAGGCACCUGCAUGACACGUCGAAAUCAAUUGUGACCUGAGAGAUCUCAUCUGCCACACCGAUUACCGACCAUCGAGCGUGGCGUUCCAUUGCUGCACGACAAAAGCAAUCAUGCAUGACCGAAUGAUGCUUGAGUGGAUUUGCUCACCCAGCAGUCGCCGUUGAGCUGUUCGAGAGUGGCUGCCUGUCUGACAGCAAUCUGGGUUGCAGGUGGCCGGUACUGGACUUGUGCCGACGCGCAAGCAAUGAUGAUACAGGCGCAAAGGCAGAGCGCUGGCGCUUGGCACGAGUGCAGCUCCAUGGAGGGGAGAUCUGCGUUCGGGAAAAACCCAUGUAACGGAACUCUACGUACUCAUCGCUAACACGAUGCGAGAGAGAAGG